Molecule: messenger RNA, 2706 nt
Organism: Cavia porcellus (domestic guinea pig)
Lineage: Eukaryota; Metazoa; Chordata; Mammalia; Rodentia; Caviidae
Gene: Znf2
Product: zinc finger protein 2
Exons: 6
Coding region: 494-1765 (423 amino acids)
Biological process (GO): regulation of DNA-templated transcription
Source: RefSeq, a predicted model, not a curated record
GGGUCUGUGUCUUCCAGGAGUCCAGUGAGCACAGCGGCCCAAAGAAGGGGACGUUGGUGACAUGGGGGAGGAGCUGUGGGAGCAGGACGGGAUGACGCGGACGCACCCAGCCUGCAGAGCGUGUGCGGCGACGUCCCGGCUCCGAGGGUGUCAAGGAAUAACGGAAGACAAGGGCGGAAACUGAGGCCGGGGCACAGAGCCUCAGUCGGAGCACAGCCGUCAUCCGGGUGGAUCUUCUGCACCUGAUCCGUGCGCAGCCUGGAGUAAAACUUCCUGGAUGGUUAUUCUAGAGGUCCUAUUCUGCAGAGAGAGGAGGGAACCAAUGGCAGGGGGGUACUGGAAAUGGGACAGAUCUUCGCUCAGUGACACAUGGAGAGUUCUUGCUUCAUGGUCAGAAGACUACCAGACUGGCCUUUCUCACACCUUCCUUCUCGCCACACCUCUGCCUCCUUCAGACUCUGCCCUUCCCUAGCCAGCGAGCACCCAGGAGGGGAUGGCUGUUGUGUCUGUACCUGCCACAUGCCAGGAAUCUGUGACAUUCGAGGAUGUGGCUGUGGUCUUCACAGAUGAAGAGUGGCGGCACCUGGUCCCCAUGCAGAGGGCGCUGUACAAGGCAGUGAUGCUGGAGAACUAUGAGAGCAUUGUCUCGCUGGGACUUCCAGUCCCUCCACCUGAUGUGAUUUUUCAGUUGAAGCGAGGGGACAAGCCAUGGAUAGAGGGUCUUCAAGGACCUGAGGAGAAAGAAUGUCCACUGAUUAUCUUUCUAGAUUGGGAGACCAAGCCAGAGACUCAAGAUGCCUCCAAAGAAGAAAACCCAGAAGGAACCCUGAACCCCAGCCUCGGCAGGCAAAGUCCUCUGUGUCCCAGACUUGAAGCUCAAGUACCAGAGGGGGCAGAAGAGGAAAGCCCUGCCGUGGAGACUUGUAAGAAGCCCCCUUCCCAGGACAAAAGCCUGCAACGAGGGCCAGCCCCACCCCGGAAGGUCCUCGAGAAAGACCGAGACCAGGAAUGCAGUGCCUGCGGGAAGACCUUUUUUGACCACUCUUCUCUCGUCCGGCAUCAGAGGACACACACUGGGGAGAAGCCCUAUGACUGUCCCGAGUGCGGGAAGGCCUUCAGACACAGGAGCAGCCUGAGCCGACACUUGAUGUCGCACACUGGGGAGAGCCCCUACGAGUGCGGAGCGUGCGGCAAAGCCUUCUUUGACCGAUCCUCGCUCACUGUGCACCAGCGCAUCCACACGGGCGAGAAGCCCUUCAAGUGCAGCGAGUGUGGGAAAGCCUUCUUCGACCGGUCGUCCCUCACUCGGCACCAGAGAAUCCACACUGGAGAGAGUCCUUACGAGUGCCACCAGUGUGGAAAGGCCUUUAGCCAGAAAAGCAUUCUCACUCGGCACCAGCUCAUCCACACGGGCAGGAAGCCGUAUGAAUGCAGCGAGUGUGGGAAAGCCUUCUAUGGAGUCUCGUCACUGAACAGGCACCAGAAAGCUCACGCGGGGGAGCCGCGCUACCAGUGUAACGAGUGCAGCAAAGCGUUCUUCGACCGCUCAUCCCUCACACAGCACCAGAAGAUCCACACGGGCGACAAGCCCUAUGAGUGCAGCGAGUGCGGCAAGGCCUUCAGCCAGAGGUGCCGGCUCACGCGGCAUCAGCGGGUUCACACGGGGGAGAAGCCCUUUGAAUGCAGUGUGUGUGGGAAAGUAUUCAGCUCGAAAUCCUCAGUCAUUCAGCAUCAACGGCGUUACGCCAAACAGAGGGUAGACUGAGCUGGGUGGGAGCUUGAGUCACACCAAGGAGCUCUGUACACACCUAAGACCAGGUCUCCUCUGUCACACCCAGGCCCAGCGUUUGCACUCGGGCUCCCAUCCUGCCUGGCCUCUGUUCCACAGUGUUUGAAUAAACACUCUGUACCUACUGUGUUGUAGAACUGAUGUGGGGUAUGCAAGUAGGAAAUGACUCUAUAGAGUCAAAUAUCUGGAGAGGGGUGGGGAUGUAGCUCAGUGGUAGAGCACUUAUCCAGCAUGUGCAAGGCCCUGGGUUUAAUAACCAGCACUACAAAACAAAAUUUUUGGUGAGGUUGUCAGAAAUAGGGAAGAUGUAGGAGGGGGUCCUCAGAGACACCUACUGUCAGAACCUGGGCUCUAGGCAGUACUGCACUUUAAACAACUGGAGGCUACAGCAAGAGGGGAAAGGCACAAUUACACCACAGCAACUGUUUUUUCACACUAAGUUGUUUUUGUAGUUGUUAGUCCCUCUUUCUUGAAGCUUUUCUGGGCACUGGCCUUGUUCUUGUGUGCCCCAGAUUUUAGAAUUCUUAAUAUUUCUAGCGAUCAUUAACAUGUAUCGAGCACUUGUUGUGGGGUAAACACUCAGCUAAGAACUUGCCAAGGACAAGACUGUUCAAUCCUCUCACCAGCUCUGUGACAUAGGCGCUGUUGCUGGCUGCAUUCUACAGAUGAGCACACUAAGGUGUAAGAGAUGGAAUUACUGGCUCAAGGUGACACGGUAGUGAAAGGUGAAACCAGGGCUCCAGUUAGUCUCUUUCAAAGUCUGUUCUCUUCAUCAUGCUAUGAGUUUUGUUUUAUAAUUUAUGUGUAUAUGUUAGCUCUUUAACUAGAUUGUAAGCACUUGGAAGUAUGACUUACAGGACUUUGUGUCUUGCACAGUGCCUUGCAAAUAGUGCUCAAUAAAUAUUUAUCUGAAUGAA